AUGAAAUUUCACAAAAAUCUUAAAAACAUUAUCAUCAUUAACUUAUAUUUUCUUGGAAUGGACAAAUCGUCAAAAUACUUCACCCCAAAUAGAGUAAAGAAGAUACAAAUAAAAUAUGAACACUCAUCAAAUAGCCAACAUAAUAAUAUAAAAAAAAACAUUGUAAAAAAUGACAAUGAUAUACUAAAUCAUCAAUGUAAAACAUAUUUUGUGAACAAUGUAAUUAAAAAAGAGAAAUAUGCCAAUAUAGAAGAAGAGGAAAUAACACAUAAAAUAAAUGAAGCAAAUGAAUUGAAUUCCAUUCAUAAAAUCAACCAAAAUAACCCAUCAAAAUAUGGUAGAACAAAAAGGAAAGCAAUAAAAAGUGAAAAAAAUGAUGAAAUAAUUAAAAACUUAAAAAAUGAAAAUGAUAUAAAAACGAAAAAAAAAAUAUUCAUGCUAACAUACAAUAAAAUAAAAGAAAUGAGAAAAAAUAUAAAUGCUCCAGUUGAUAAAUAUGGAUGUCAUAUGCUAAGCGAACAAACUGAUGAUUUAAAAAUUUUUAGAUUUCAAACUUUAAUUUCGUGUUUAUUAUCAUCUCGAACAAAAGAUGAGGUAACAGCUAUGGUAAUGGAUAGAUUAAAAAAACAUGGACUAAAUGUUGAAAACAUAUUAAAGACCCCUGAAGAAGAAUUAAAAAAAUUGAUAUUUGGAGUAGGAUUUUAUAACGUUAAAUCAAAACAAAUUAUUAAAAUUUGCCAAAUUUUAAAAGAAAAAUAUAACUCGGAUAUACCACAUAAUUAUGAAGAAUUAAUAAAACUACCAGGUAUUGGGGAAAAAGUUUCACAACUUAUUUUACAAACAGCUUUAAAUAAACAUGAAGGUAUAGCUGUUGAUAUACACGUGCAUAGAAUAUCUAAUCGUUUAAAUUGGGUUUAUACGAAAAAUGAAUUGGAUACACAAAUAAAAUUAAAAAGUUUUGUGGAUAAAGAACUAUGGUCAGAACUAAAUCAUUUAUUAGUUGGCUUUGGGCAAGUAAUUUGCAAAGGAAAAAAACCAUUGUGUGGAAAAUGUACACUUACAGAUUAUUGCCAAUAUUACAAUGAUAACUUUGUCAAGAAAAAAAAAAAAAAAGAUCACAGUGAAUAG
Messenger RNA from Plasmodium berghei ANKA, 1128 nucleotides. Its product is annotated as endonuclease III-like protein 1, putative. The record is from RefSeq and is a predicted model, not a curated record. Gene Ontology annotation, biological process: nucleotide-excision repair; base-excision repair, AP site formation; base-excision repair. The coding region runs from base 1 to 1128 and encodes 375 amino acids. The transcript has a single exon. Gene Ontology annotation, cellular component: nucleus. NCBI's taxonomy places the organism in Eukaryota, Apicomplexa, Aconoidasida, Haemosporida, Plasmodiidae. Gene Ontology annotation, molecular function: 4 iron, 4 sulfur cluster binding; DNA-(apurinic or apyrimidinic site) endonuclease activity; oxidized pyrimidine nucleobase lesion DNA N-glycosylase activity.